Messenger RNA from Amaranthus tricolor (Joseph's coat), 1303 nucleotides. RefSeq names its product thioredoxin-like protein AAED1, chloroplastic. The transcript has 7 exons. The record is from RefSeq and is a predicted model, not a curated record. Gene Ontology annotation, molecular function: antioxidant activity. Bases 179 to 997 code for a protein of 272 amino acids. Lineage: Eukaryota; Viridiplantae; Streptophyta; Magnoliopsida; Caryophyllales; Amaranthaceae.
CAUACAUUAUUUUAAAAUAUUAAUCCAUAGUAGUAUGCAACUUGUGGUGCCUUUGAAUUGAUUAUGUGGCUUGUGUAUAGCCGUUAAAGCGGUAAUGAAACAUUUUCAGCAUUCCCUAGCUCCAUUGGUUCAACUACCAUCUCAAGAGCUUAAACACAAAGGGGGAGAGAAAGGGUAAAUGGGGUUAUUCUCAGUUACAGCAGGAUCAGGAUUAUCAGCACCAGCAAGCCAUAAUCUUCACCUUCUUUCUACUCAUCAUCAAAUUCAACCCUCAUCAUUUCCAACUGUAAACACUUCACUUUCUCCCCUUCUUUCUUCUGCUUCUGUCUCUUCACUUUUUACAAAAAGUUUAAGCACACCGAGUUCACUCACUUCUAGACUCGUUCCUAGGGUUUCUGCUUCUGUUGAUGUUCCAGAAAACAUCGGAGACAUUCUGGGGGAUGUCACCAUUUUCAAGGCUUCUGGCGAACCUGUUUUGUUCAAAGAUUUAUGGGAUCAAAACGAGGGAAUUGCGGUAGUGGCAUUGCUAAGGCACUUUGGGUGUUUUUGCUGCUGGGAGUUUGCUGCAGAUUUGAAAAAAGUUAAAGAUAAAUUUGACGCUGCGGGUGUUAAACUCAUUGCUGUUGGUGUUGGAAGUGCUAACAAGGCCCGCAUGCUUGGAGAACGGUUACCAUUUCCUAUGGAGUGCCUUUAUGCUGAUCCUGAGCGCAAGGCAUAUGAUGUAUUAGGAUUAUACUAUGGUUUGGGCCGGACAUUCUUUAAUCCUGCAAGUACAAAGGUUUUUUCAAGGUUUGAGUCCUUGAAGAAGGCUAUGGAGAACUAUACAAUUGAAGCUACCCCUGAUGACAGGAGUGGUGUAUUGCAACAGGGAGGAAUGUUUGUCUUCAAAGGGAAGGAGUUGCUGUAUGCUCGGAAAGACGAAGGGACAGGUGACCAUGCCCCAUUAGAUGAUGUCUUUAACGUAUGCUGCAACGUUCCAGCUGCGCAAAAAGCUUAGUAACUUAGAUGGCAGGCUAAUGCACUCAGCCAACACAUUACUGCAUUAGCUUAGCUUGUUUGAUCAAAUCCCGGGUUGCUGUUGCCCAAUCGCCAAAUCUCUUGCUAUACAAUCCGGUAAGCAAAAUUGCUUCAUUUACUAUGUAAAUAACAGGAUAUGAACAUUAUUUAAAUGUUACUUGUCUAUAUACUUAAAUUAUAAAUACAUAGUUGCUCAUUUCUUGAAUGCUUUGUGUAUUUACCUAGUUUCAUUGUCAGCUGUAAAAACUUGAAGGUUAAUGAAAUAAUUGGCUAUACAGUUUUUGCA